AAAAUAAAUUAAAUAAACUUAAUUCUAUUAAUUAUUACAUAUAAAUAUUAAUAAAAGAAUCUUAGAAGAAGAAGCAAAGCGAACAACAAUUAACAAGCCAUCUUAACGCUAAAGUCAAGAGAAAGAAGCAAUUAUUUUAGUUAUAAAUCAUACAAAGAAAAGAAAAAUGUAAGGUACACACUAAGUAUCUGGCAAUUAAAAUAUUGCUGUUUCUUAAUAAAAUUAUACUCUAGAAACAAAUAUGAGCAUAAAUAAUCCUCCUUCAGUCAUUUAACCUGAUAAUUUAGAAAGGAAAUUACCUGAAAGAGGUGUGACCAGUAAUUAUUAAUAGUAAUAAAAUUUAGUUCAGUCAAAUAUGGCUCUAUAAUUAGUUGGAUAAGAUGACUAAUAUGAAUACAAUCGUAAUCCAAAUAGCGCCAAUAAAGAUUAGAGAUUUUAAUAAUCCAGUACUUAAUCUAUACUGAAUAAGUAGCCUUAAUAAGGAGGAAUAAACUAAUCUAGAGCUGCUCCUAUUCGAAAUGAUACCAAUUUUAAUAGUUAGGUCGGAUUUUAAGGUGCAGAUUUAAAUAAUAAACAGAAAAGCUCUGCUCUACCUUUAUCUAAUGUUAGCAUGAAUGAUUAUAAGAGUUAAGGAAAUCAAAAUCUUUUUCCUUUAAAUUUGAAUCAAAGACCUGAAACUAAUCAUGUGAUAAAGACACAUCCUAGUUAUCGCUAAGAGCAAAUAUUUAGUCAGACUGAAAAGACUCAAUAUCUUGACAAUGAGCCAGGUAUCACAGCAAUUGAGCCUGAUAGACCCUCUCAUGCUCCAAUUUAAAAUUAAUACUACAACACUGUACCAUCUCAACACUAGCAAAUGAAUAGAGUACCAGCGAAUCCAUAAGCAGAUGCAAGAUAUGCAAACGAUAUUCUAGCAGCAAAUAUAUCUCCAAGUGGCCAAAAGAAGUUCCCUCAUAAAAUUUUUGAUAACCCUCCUAUCAGCUAUAGAGGUACUCAUCAGAGAGUUUAUGCUGGAUAGUAAAGAUAAGGAGAGGAAUAGAUGAUUAUGGGACCAAAUGAAAUGAAUAGAACAAUAUAGAAUGAUGAAAACAUUACAAUUUACGAUAAUAAUAAUCAUCCAUUCGAAUAAGGGUAAGAAUUCAAAUACUAAACACCUGGUUAGGGAAAGUCAUUUCACUCUAACUAUCCUGGUUAUGCUCAAAACUAGUAUAACUCAACUUAACAAGGAGUAUUUGGACAUCCAAGUUAAGCAUUGGCUUAAACUAACCAAUAAGGAAUUGUUUAGACCUAGCAUCCAGGGUAUAUUAAAAACAUGAAUUACCUAUAUUAAAUGGUUCCUAACGGAAAAUAUCCACCUUUAAUAUAUCCUUUCAUGACAAGUGAUUUAAACUUAGAUAAAGAAACAGAUCAACUCUAUUUUAGACCUAUAGAAUAAAAUAUCCCUGUUAUUCUAGUAACACUGAAAGCAAGAGUUGAAGGAAAGUUAGAUUUAUGCAACGAAAUUUUACAUGUUAUGGAAUAAGAAUCAUAGUAUUUAAGAAAAAAUUGUGAAGAAGUCCAAAGAAAGUUUUUAUAAACAGAGCACAUUUGUAAGGUCGAGUAUGUUAGCAUUGAGGACGAUUUUGAGUAAAUGUAGAUUGCUAUACAAAAUAUAAAUGAGCAGAUGGGUACUAUUGAGAGUUUAUAGAACCAUAUUGCGAAACAGCUUAUUUAAAGUGAACCUGAGUCUAUCAGAAUGCCAAUUAUUUAGGAUCUAGUUCUAAAUGAAUAUAUUAAAUAGACAAAACUCUCUUUGGAAGAUUUUAAGUAGCCAUUCACAUCAAACUUUGACAAUAAUUACUUGAAUAUGAUUGAAACAAAGAAUUUACCAUAAAUUCUAACAGAUCUGUCUAAAUAUAAUAAAAAAGAUAGAGUUGUUAUGCUAAAAAGCAAAGCUUAGGAAGAAAAUAACCAAUAGUUAGAAUAUAUUUAUUCUUUUAUCAAGCACUUGUAUGAUUGUGAAGCCUUACUCUUUAACAUUUCCACAGAAGUUGAAAGUGCUCUUUUCAGAUAUGCUGAAUUCCUUAUGGAUAUACAAAAAAAAUUAGUAGCUACAUACACUUAUUUAAAUUGCUUUAUAAAUGUAUUGAAUUUAAAUAUCACUCAGUAUUAAGAUAUUAAUCAAUACUAGCAUAAUUAUGAAAUGAUUCUUAAUAGUUCAAAAAAUAUAACCGAUGCACUUCUUGGUGACGUGAAGUUCCGUUAUAAUGACUACUUUGAACAAAAUGAGAAACUUUUGAAUGAAAUCGAAUAUGAAAAGCAAUAGCUUUCAAAAAGUUUGAUAGAGUAUAACCUUUAUAUAAGAGACAUGCUCUAAAAAGGUAUUUAGAUGUAGCAAAAAGAAAACACACCUUUCUUCAUUUAGACACCUCUAUCUAGAUUAGUUGUAUAGGAGUCUCACUAGGUAGACAAAUAUAAAAAAAGACUUGAAUUAAUGGAUUCAGUGAUAAAAGCCUUCAGAUCUUUGCGAUACACUACCUCCUAAGCAAAAGAAUUCGAAUAAUAAGUAGAUGUUUGGUAUAAAGCUCAAUAAACAAAAUACCCAACAGAAGACCAAAUGAAAGAAAAAAUAUAAGAAUUGUAAGCUAUAAUUAUUAAGCUUAUUGAUAUGAGAGAUAAUCUUGGACUUCAUCAUCUUCAGAACUCACAUGUUUAUCUUUACAAAGAAGUGAUGGAGGAGUAUGAAUACCUCUCAAAAAUAAUUGAUAAAAUACAAAAUAUCUAAAUAGAAAUUUCUAAAUAGCUCAACCAAUAAAAUUUAUUAAAAGGAGAUAAUAAUGUUUUAGUCGUAGGUUAAAAAUCUCAAAAGCAGAUAAUCUAGCUCAAUAGCGUAGUUCAAGGAGGUUAGAUCAAUAAUCUUCCCAUCCUCCAAGAAUAAGAUGACAGAGUAAAAAGAUCAAGAUAUUCACCUAAGAAGUAUCAUGACGAUGUUGAUAGAUUCAACUACGAAGUAAAUAAGACUAGACAUCUUCUUCAACAAAAUGCUCAAAGAAUAGACUUGACUGUUAUGGAGAGAUCUAAAUGCUUAGAUAUGCAUGAGGAACUUACUAAUGCUUAAACUCGCUUUUAGAUAUUUGUUGUUAAAACAAGAAUUGAGUAGCUGAUCAAUCCUAAUAAGAUCAAACAAGUUAUUAGCAGUUUGUUUCUUGUUGAAGAGUUGAAAAAGAAAAAAGAAAAGGAUAGUGAUAUUUUUGAAAUUAACAAUGAGCUUGAUAGCUUAAAGACUCAGCUUUAGAGUUUUUUGAGUCCUAAUGAAAACUAAAACAACACUUAUCAGAAGUUAUUAAUCAUAAAAAAUGUUAUUUCUGACUUAGCUUAAAAUUAUCAAAAAUUAACAGCAAGCUUCUUUGAUGCAUAAAAUUGUAAAGAAAUGAUUGAAUAAGGAUUCACCCCUUUACACUAAACUAUGCAAGUCUUCAGAGAAAGCUGCCAAAAACACCUUAAAUCUAAUAGCAAAAGCAAAGUCUUUAAGUAAGAGGAAAUAGACUAAAUAAGUGAGAUUAUUGAUUAAUAUAUUAAAAAUAACACAAAUCAGUUUAUCAAAAAAUCUCAAGAAUUAGAAAUUAAUAAAGAUGUUGAUAUUUCUUAUUCUCACAUGCUAUUCCUAUAAUAGUAAUUAUCUCUGAACCUGGAGGAUGUAUUAUAAUUGAUUGAUGAGAAAUAAAGAGUAGGUGUGGAAUUAAAGGUAAAAAUUAGUGCAGAGGAUUAUUUGAAGUAAAAUGGAAUAAACUUGUAAAAGUAGAGAGACAAUAUAGAAAAAAGAAAGGAGAAUUUAAAAACAAUUACUUCGGUAAAGGGAAUUAAGAAUAAGGAAACCUUAGAGGAAGUUGCUCUGCACAUAAAAGCAGAUGAAAAACAGCUAGAUGUUGUAUUGCAGACAGUCUAAAAUCUUAUUAUGAUCAAGUUGGAUGUUUAAGAAAAAUUACUUGAGUAACUAACAUUUCCUCCAUCAUUUAAUAUCCCUGAAGGCAAAGAAGUGUAGCAUCUCAUUAAAUUUACAGAAAACUUGAAAUUGCAAAUCGAAAAGGCAAUUGAUGACUAUGAAGAUCCUCUAGAUGUUCCUGUAACUACCAUGAUGACAACAGAAGGGGAUGAGCCUAAAAGUGAGGAAAGGAACUUUAAUUUUUCUGUCUUUGAGAAAUUUCCUGAAGAUAAACAAAACGAGAAUGAUAAAGUUUUAAAAUCAAAUAAAAAUCCUCCUGAGUAGAGACUCUUGAUAAUCAAGUAAUCAGUAACAAAAAGUAUGAAAGCAAUAUGUAAAUACUUAGAUUAUAUGAUCAAAUAGUUAGAAUAGUAACAACAAUAGGAAUAGAAGUACUUAUAAACUUAUAAUAAUGCAAUCAUUAUUAUGGAUAAAGUAGGUCGCAAGUCCUUCUUAGAGCUAUGUGAUUUCAUCAAUAACUUAAAGACAAAUUUUGAUUCAUUCUGUACAGGUUUAAUAAAAGUUAUUCCUUAUCAGCUUAAGUUUUUAGUAAAUUUAAUUUAGGCUUCAAAAGAGAAAUACCUUCAUUUUGUUCAUGAAGUGAUUAUAAGAAAGUAUCAAAAAGAGAAUAUCCUGAAUCUAGGAGUACUUAUUUAAAAGAUUGAAGAUUCAUUUGAUUUAAACUAUUUAGUAAAUUUGAUUUUGGAAAAUGUAUCCAGAAACUACACGAAGACUGAAGCCCAAGUAGUGGAACAUGUUGAACUUAUAAAGCAAUGUUUCAACUAUGCUGAAGAGUAAGUUUCGCAAAUUGAGGAUAUUCUUGAUGAAAUUCACAAAUUAAUAGGUGGCGCUUAAUCUAACCAAAAUUUAAAUAUAUUAUUAAGCGAAAUUGCUGAUGAAGAUUUGAUGUAUUUCUGGCAAAGGUACUUUAACUAGGUCAAUGACUUUUAUAAAACCUACUAUGAUAUUAAAAAGAAGAAAAUAAUAACAGAAGAUGAAUCUGAAAUCAAAAUGAUUUUCUAAUAAAAAAUAAAUAAUCUUUUAGUAAGUGUUUAAGGCUAAACGAGGAAAGUUGCAUAAGAAAUAAGUGAUAAAUAUAUUUAAAUAAUAGCAAAUGAUUAUAACUUCUAUAUGCAAUCUUUAAAGCUCGAUAUUCAACAUUAAAGGUCAAAAUCAAAGAUAAAAUGAGCUUUUUUUAGAUAUUCUUUAAAAUUGGAAUUUAAAAAAUGAAAACCAAAAUGAAUAUUUUUGCUCUGAAAUCUUUACAAAAUUUAAGCUAAAAUGAAUUUUUGAACUUCUUAUUUUAUUUAUUUAUUUAAAAAAUUUUUUAAUUUAAUUUUUUAAUCGUUUUCUAUAAUUUGUAUAUUCAUUCAUAGUAUUUUGAACUUCAAAAUUCAAUAAAUUAUGAUUUAUGUAUGUAUUUAUACGAUUAUUUAAAUAAUUUGUUAGCCAGCC
Molecule: messenger RNA, 5413 nt
Organism: Tetrahymena thermophila SB210
Lineage: Eukaryota; Ciliophora; Oligohymenophorea; Hymenostomatida; Tetrahymenidae
Exons: 5
Source: RefSeq, a predicted model, not a curated record